AUGUCAGUGAAAAAAGAGCGAAAAAAAGGCGGGGAUGCGGGUGAAAAUGAGAAAAGGAUGCUAACAGAGCCGCAUGACCUGUGCCUUAUUGUAUCUCCUGGGCCUAAAUAUCAACUCAAGACAGUCGUCGGUUACAAAAAUCAUUGUAUCUCGAAAUAUCGAAAUCCAGCAUAUACAUUUGGUGGAAAGUAUCGUUUCUUCUUUGAGGAACUAGAUGGUCCAGGACCGAAGUACAUGAUUGAGAAACGCAAACAUAAGGGAUUCACCUUUGGAUAUGCCUUAAAACGUCGGGAAAUCUUUCUCGGACCUGGUCCAAAGUAUAAAUUGCCAGAUGUUCAUCAGGGUCCUUUUUUUUCAAUGAAAUGGAGGACUAAAAAGAAAAAAAGUGAUGAAACACCAGGGCCUUAUUAUGUUAAACCUAUCGCUGAUGCGCCCGCAUUUUUCAUGGGACGCAUGCUCGUGACGAAAUCCAUAAUCGGUAACGCAGGUUUCUAUCCAUCGUACAACCCGGAAGUGGUAAAACCCAGGGCCCCGAAGUACACUAUGGUUGGUAGACAUGAAAUACAAAUGAUUUCCAAAAGUCCCGGUCCGAUAUAUGCCUUUCGACCACCUAAGCCAAUUCCCUCCUUUUCGUUCGGUAUAAGGCAUAGUAAAUGUGCGCCACCUUAUAUAACUGAAUGUGACAAACAAUGUUAGCAAUGAAACUAGCUUUUAUAUUGAAUUAUAUCAUAUUCAUCAACAUUUGCCGAUUAGUUAUUAAAUUGAACAAAUUUUUCGUAUUAAUGUAAA
Molecule: messenger RNA, 789 nt
Organism: Cataglyphis hispanica
Lineage: Eukaryota; Metazoa; Arthropoda; Insecta; Hymenoptera; Formicidae
Product: outer dense fiber protein 3-like
Exons: 4
Coding region: 1-696 (231 amino acids)
Cellular component (GO): cytoskeleton
Source: RefSeq, a predicted model, not a curated record